Molecule: messenger RNA, 4218 nt
Organism: Xyrauchen texanus (razorback sucker)
Lineage: Eukaryota; Metazoa; Chordata; Actinopteri; Cypriniformes; Catostomidae
Product: RNA-binding protein FXR1-like
Exons: 17
Coding region: 533-2563 (676 amino acids)
Biological process (GO): DNA damage response; regulation of modification of synaptic structure; regulation of dendritic spine development
Cellular component (GO): presynapse; neuronal cell body; dendritic spine neck
Molecular function (GO): protein homodimerization activity; mRNA 3'-UTR binding; translation regulator activity
Source: RefSeq, a predicted model, not a curated record
GCGUGUGUUGGAGGGGAAGGGAGUAGCACAGCACUACUGUCUUUAUAAAGAAACGUCCUAUCUAACAAAGUUCCUAGACACUUCAGAAAGGAUCCUCCCGUAGAGCAUCACGAAAUCAGUUCGACAGAUGCAGUAACCGUGAGUUUAAGUGUCGGUGACCGUUGAUUAGCGGCUGCGCUAGCUGUUGUUGUGCUAACACCGUUUCCAUCCACCGUCAUCAGGCAGCAUCAGUCCUGUCCUCUCCAGACCCAAGCUGAUUCUCUCCACCCCGCCUCUGACGGGACUCAGCUCUCGCGAUCUAGGCUGCCGUUAUUGAGGUUACCCGCCCGCUGGAAAGGGUGUCGAAGCAGAGACCCUCUCUGUGGCUCCCGUGCCCCCCUGUCACCUUUGCCCCUCACUCUCACCUGAAACACUGGACACACACAAGCGGCCGGAGAACAGCGAGAGGCCCGUGAAGCUGGGGGUGGUACCGGACUCGCACGCUGUCGGAGCGCCCAAAGAGAGGCACAGUCGUGGGGACGCGCCGACGAACAUGGACGGGAUGGCGGUGGAGGUGCGCGGCUCAAACGGGGCCUUCUACAAGGGUUUCAUCAAAGAUGUACAUGAAGACACCCUCACAAUAGUCUUUGAAAACAACUGGCAACCGGAGAGACAACUGCCGUUCAGUGACGUGAGGUUGCCGCCCCCAUCCGAUUACCACAAGGACAUUUGUGAGGGAGAUGAGGUGGAGGUUUACUCAAGAGCCAAUGAGCAGGAGCCAUGUGGCUGGUGGAUGGCAAGGGUGCGGAUGAUGAAGGGAGAGUUCUAUGUGAUCGAGUAUGCAGCCUGUGAUGCCACAUACAACGAAAUUGUCACAUCAGAACGAAUCCGGCCAGUCAAUCCCAACAGCCCUUACUCUCAAAAUUCCUUCUACAAAGUCCCCAUCGCUGUACCAGAGGACCUCAGAGACAUCUGUUUGACCGAGAACAUCCACAAAGACUUCAGGCAAGCAAUUGGAGCCAACUUUAUCUUCUACAACACUUCCACACACCAACUAAUUGUCCUGUCCACAAACGAGUCCACUGUGAAAAGAGCAGCACUGCUAAGUGACAUGCACUUCCGGAGUAUUCGCACCAAACUCAUGCUGAUGUCCCGCAACGAGGAGGCCACCAAACACUUAGAGACAAGCAAGCAGCUGGCAUCUGCAUAUCAGGAGGAAGUGAAAGUGCAUGAGGAUCUAAUGGGUCUGGCCAUCGGUUCUCAUGGUGCCAACAUCCAGCAGGCCCGCAAAGUUCCAGGCAUCACAGCCAUUGAGCUGGCGGAAGAGAGCUGCACCUUCAGGAUCUAUGGAGAGACUCCAGAGGCAGUAAAGCAGGCCAGGACAUAUCUGGAGUUUAAAGAGGAUUCUUUCCAGGUGCCAAGGAGCCUUGUAGGCAAAGUUAUUGGCAAAAAUGGUAAAAUCAUCCAAGAGAUUGUGGACAAAUCGGGAGUGGUUCGUGUCCGGAUCGAAGGGGACAAUGACAAAAAGAUGCCCAGGGAGGAGGUAGGCAGGCAGGGGGCUGGCAGAGACAACACUGUCAGCAGCCAAGAGGGAAUGGUUCCCUUUAUCUUUGUUGGAACUAAAGAGAACAUCAGUAAUGCCCAGGCCUUGCUGGAAUACCACGUGGCCUAUCUACAGGAGGUUGAGCAGUUGCGUCUUGAGCGUCUGCAGAUUGAUGACCAGCUCCGGCAGAUCGGGGUGGGAUAUCGUGGUCCCCCAAGUCGCUCUGGUUCAGGGGUCGCAGGUGACCGUGACAAGGGCUACCUCACGGACGAGAGCUCAAACUCCUUGCAGACCACACGCACCUAUGGAGGAAGAGGCCGUGGACGCAAAGCAAACAAUACAUACUCUGGCUAUGGAACAAACUCUGAAAUGUCCAAUGCAUCCGAGACAGAAGAAAUAGUGGACCGUGAGCCCAGGCCCAGAGGAAUUGGAGGAGAAGACAGAGGCUCUAAGCGUGGUGGUCGAGGCCGUGGCUCUAGUGCUGGCAGGGGCCGCGGUGGACCGGUACCCCGAAACACUAACACUAUCAGCUCAGUACUCCGAGAUCCAGACAGUAACCCGUUCUCUCUGCUGGAGGGUGACGGUGAACUUAGCGGAGAAACAGACGCCAGUGAGAGCAUGGGCAGCAAUGACCGCAGGAGACGUUCCCGUCGUCGCCGCAACGACCAGGAACCCAGCCUGAUGGAUGCAGCUGCUAAUGAAUCAGACAGUCAGGCAGCAGCCAGUGAUAAUGGACUGGAAGAGGAGGGCAGGCCGCAGCGCCGCAAUAGAAGCCGUCGCCGCCGUAACCGUGGCAACCGCCCUGAGGGAGGCUCUGCCAGCCCUGACAGGCAGCCAGUUUCUGUUGCUGACUUUAUCUCUCGUGCCGAAUCCCAGAGCAGACAGAACCUCCCAGGGAAGGAGGAGAUCCAACCCGCAUCCCAUCCAAAGGAAAAUGGGACUAGUGUGAGCAAGGAUGAAUGUACUCCCUCCAAGUGUUCCCCCAGCAACGGCGUGGCAUCCCCUGGGGAGGCUUUAACCCUGGUGAAUGGGGUGUUGUAAGAGUCAUCUCGGCCCCUUAAGACCCACGUCUAGAGCAAGACACCACGGCGAACUAUGUCCCUGCUUGCAGUCACGUAAACCUUUAAACUGACGAUUGAAAUCGUCUAAAAUCCUUGAAUUCAUAGAAGGUUACGAGGAGAAAAUCAUACAAAAAAUGACGAACGCAUCUACUUUAAACCACACAUAACGGUGUAUGUUUAUCCUAUCUGUCAGUACGUAGUGCUUAUUUAAGACAAGCUUGCCAAAAAUGAGCUGGUGUAUAUGACUUAAAUAUCUGACAUAACACAGAAUACAGGACGUGACUAUUUAGCUUAUAUUUUAGAGAAACUUUUUGUUUUUGUUGUCGUUGUUGCUGUCAUUCUUUGUUUUUGUUUGUUCGAACUCGCUGGUGUGGGAUUGUGAGAACUCCCAAACAGAUGCAUCUCUGAAACAGUGUUAGCAAAACGAGGGAGGAGCUAGUGGAGAGGCGAUGAGUUAAAGGCGGAGCCUCUUGCAAGUGAUUGACAGCUGAGUCAGUGGGACUCUGAAAAUAAGGGCAGAAAUAGGAAAUGGAGAGACAUUGUGCCUUGAAUUUGAAAAACUUGGGGUUUUUUCCUUAAUAUUUGCAUUGAUCAUGGGAUGAUGUAGAUGGUUCCUGUUUUUGGUGUUUCAUUUUGUCCAAUGAAAGGAUUGUGCAGAAAAAGAGUGCUGGUUUUAGAUUGGGGGGAAAAGACGGAUAAUUUAUGCCAAACAUGAAAUUAGGACGUUCGUCCACUGUCAAGGCAUUAUUUGAAAGCUGUUUAAUCCAUUUGUUUGUGUUUGUGUGUUAUGAGUGUGUCUGUUUGUACAUGUAUAGUUGUGAGAGAUGCAGUGCGAGCAUAGAAAUUAGGAGGAAUGUUACAUGAUCCGAGGCGGCAACCCGGUAGAAUCAAGAAGGGAUUCUGUAUCUCCAGUUAAACGAGAAAAUGACACAUUUCUUUCCCUCAUUCUAUGCCUAGGCCUAUGAGUCCUGGGCCUUUUUCAAACAACACCAGAGAGAUAGGUGUAUAAUUAACAAGUUCAGGAUGUUCACAUUUUUAAGUGCUUCAGCACCUCUUUCCCCAGCAAUCCACCAAAGGUUCUGGCAGAAAGAGUGCAGAAUGAAUGUGUGUGGAAUGUAAUGCAUACACACACACACUCAAAAUAUCUACCCGCCCUUUGGUCUGAACUGACUGUAGGGCAGGGGGGGGUUAACUCCUCAUAGGUGCCCCCUCUGGUUUGGAUGGUUGGUCAUGAUUGUAAAGGAUGAUUUUUGGGAACAGUUUAACCUCAAAAGCUGAGAACCAGAAACACAGAGACGGAUGCAUUCAUUCACACACACUUGUGUGCAUACACAUACAGAAAUACAUCCGUGAGCAUUAUAAUACACUCCAAUUUCAUCACAGCGUUGUUCUGUCUCUGCUGGGAGGUUUGAAGCUGCAAUUGACUGAGGCAGAGAAACUGAUCAAGGCAUUUUUUGUGUCCCUGGUUGUCACGUUUGAAAAAGAGGGGGAGACCGUUCCAUCAUUUUGUUAAUGAUCUUGGUUCCUUCCUUUUUUUUUUUUUUUUUUUUUUUUUUUUUGGUUCUUUCCACAUCAUAGAAAACAAAAAGAUACAAAUGGAAGUGAAAUAAAUAAUUUCUGGAAUGACACCUUUUG